Molecule: messenger RNA, 1374 nt
Organism: Eucalyptus grandis
Lineage: Eukaryota; Viridiplantae; Streptophyta; Magnoliopsida; Myrtales; Myrtaceae
Product: 12-oxophytodienoate reductase 3-like
Exons: 5
Coding region: 110-1276 (388 amino acids)
Biological process (GO): oxylipin biosynthetic process; jasmonic acid biosynthetic process
Cellular component (GO): peroxisome
Molecular function (GO): FMN binding; oxidoreductase activity
Source: RefSeq, a predicted model, not a curated record
CUUCAUUGCCUAUAUAAAUAGAGCAAUCGACCCCGCCGUUGACUUUCAUAAACCUGAUUCCGUCUGAUUUUUCGUUCUCUUCGUCUGGCUUUCCGAACCAGAAACAGCGAUGACGGACCUCUUCAGUCCAUACAAGAUGGGCAAAUUCAACCUCUCACACAGGGUGGUGCUCGCGCCUCUGACCAGAUCCCGAGCCUUGAACGGAUUGCCACAGCCAGCGCUGGCUGAAUACUACGGACAGCGGUCGACGGAGGGAGGUCUUCUCAUCAGUGAAGCCACACCCAUCGCUCAAGAGGGAAUUGGGUUUCCACAUGUUCCUGGAAUUUACACCGAAGAACAAAUCGAAGCUUGGAAGAAAGUGGUGGAUGCUGUUCAUGCCAAGGGUGGCCUAAUUUUCUGUCAAUUGUGGCACGCUGGUCGGGCAUCCCACAAAAUAUAUCAGCCUGGUGAGGGUGCACCAAUUUCGUCAACCAACCGGUCCAUAUCGGAGAACUGGAAAAUACUCAUGCCUGAUGGAACCAAAAACAAUUUCUCCAAACCUCGAGCCUUGGAAACAUGUGAAAUUCCGAAGGUUGUCGAGCAAUUUCGUCAGGCAGCAAGCAACUCCAUCCGAGCAGGUUUCGAUGGGAUCGAGCUCCAUGCAGCACAUGGCUAUCUCGUUGAUCAAUUUCUAAAGGAUGGAAUCAACGAUAGAACAGAUGAAUAUGGCGGUUCAAUUGAAAAUAGGUGCAGAUUCUUGAUGGAAAUUGUCCAAGUGGUAGUUGCAGCUAUUGGCAGUGAUCGCGUUGCAGUUAGAAUUUCACCUGUGAUCAAUUUCGUCAAUGCCAUGGAUUCUGAUCCACUCAACCUAGGACUCGCAGUGAUCAGACAACUUAACACAUUCCAAGCUGAUAUGGGAACAGAACUUGCUUAUCUCCAUGUAACUCGACCUCGAUUUAUGCCAUCUCCUGAACAAAUUGGUACUGAAAAUGAAGAAGCCAAGUUAAUGCUGACUCUGAGAAGAGCUUAUCAAGGUACAUUUAUGUCAGCCGGUGGGUUCACUCGAGAGCUAGGGAUGACAGCUAUAGCUGACAGAGAUGCGGAUUUGAUAGCAUAUGGUCGAAUUUUCAUUGCUAAUCCUGACUUAGUAUAUAGGUUCAAGAUCAACGCACCAUUAAAUGAGUACGUCCGGGAGACGUUUUAUACUCAUGACCCUGUUGUUGGAUACACAGACUAUCCUUUCCUUGACCAAGAAAGUAAUGACGAGGACUCUGACAUGACAAAAGUUUGUUCUUGAGAGAACUAGAUUUGUAUUGACUGUCUAAAUGUGGGGUAAAAGUAUUUCGUGCAAGUCUGCUCAAUUCCUUCCUGCAAUGUUAUCUAUCUGUUUCUGUA